Lolium rigidum is the source of this 2501-nucleotide messenger RNA. RefSeq names its product probable leucine-rich repeat receptor-like protein kinase At1g35710. Gene Ontology annotation, molecular function: protein binding; ATP binding; protein kinase activity. NCBI's taxonomy places the organism in Eukaryota, Viridiplantae, Streptophyta, Magnoliopsida, Poales, Poaceae. The transcript is spliced from 5 exons. The record is from RefSeq and is a predicted model, not a curated record. Bases 2 to 2392 code for a protein of 796 amino acids. Gene Ontology annotation, biological process: protein phosphorylation.
UAUGAGCCUCCUCCUAGCCUUGGGGCAUCUGCUGUUGCUGCUUGACUUGCCACACCUUUCCUGCGCCUCAAAUUCUACGCAGUCGCCACUGGAUCGGCAGGCUGAGGCACUUCUCAAGUGGAAAUCUGGCCUACUCAGAAGAGGGAGCUAUUGUCUGGACUCAUGGACAAAGAAAACCAAUCCAUGUAGCUGGUAUGGGGUUGCCUGCAGCACCAUGGUGCCUCGUCGACGCUACCAUGGUGAUCGUGUCCUAGUUGUGUCAAAAAUUUCGCUUCGGUGGUGUGACCUGAAUGGCACGUUGGACAGGCUUCACUUUGCAGACUUCCCCCAUCUUCAGUCCCUGGACCUCAGCCAAAACUAUUUCUCGGGUUCAAUACCGUCAUCCAUUGGGGGUCUCUCCAAGCUCAUGUUCUUAGAUCUAUCCUACAACUACCUCAAUGGAUCUAUCCCACGAUCCAUAGGCUUGCCUCAUCUUGCCCAUCUCGACCUGGGAAACAACGCUAUUUCUGGCCGAAUCCCAUCAAACAUUGGUGCUCUUGCAAAGCUCAAAUACUUGGAUCUAUCCUUCAAUCAUCUUGAUGGAUCUAUCACACCAUCUAUAGGUAAUUUGAGAACUGUUGCAGGCUUGCCUCAUCUUGCCCAUCUUGACCUCAGUUACAACUCUCUCUCGGGCUCAAUCCCAUCAUCCAUUGGGGGUCUCGCCAAGCUCAAAUACUUGAAUAUUUCCAACGGUCAAAUCAAGGGUUCUAUUCCUAGAAGCAUUGGAAAUCUAACAAGUUUAAAAUACUUAGAUCUUUCUAACAAUCAAAUAUAUGGUUCCAUUCCUUCGACCUUGUCGAAAUUGAUCUCUCUAAUAACACUAGCACUUCAGUCCAAUCAGCUUAAUGGCAUAAUACCACCGGAGUUAGGAUCGCUUGUUCUUCUCUCACACCUCGAUCUAAGUACGAAUCGACUUUUUGGAAGCAUUCCACCUCAGAUAGGACAUUGUCACUGUUUAUCGUCAUUACUUAUAUCAGAUAACUUAUUGACAGAACAGAUACCACAAGAACUUGGAUACCUAUCGAGUCUGGAUGAGCUUGAUUUCAGUAAAAAUAAUUUAAGUGGCGCCAUUCCAGUGAUUUUUUCUAAACUUUACCGACUGUCUACUCUGAAUUUAGCAUUUAACAGUUUGGCUGGCAGAGUUCCAUCUAUCACUGCAAAUUUUAUCUCACUUGACAAUAAUACGGAGUUAUGUGGCGAUUCAUAUGGCUUAACGCCAUGUAAAGCACCAAACCACGAUAAAGAACAUCUACGCAGUAAACAUCCAAGUAUGGUACUUCUUGCUUUUGUAGCUCCCUUUUCUUUCGUUUGCCUCACAGUAGCAAGCAUCGUGGUUGUUUGCCGGAUAAAAAAAUCAGUAAAAAGUAGCAGUAAAAGCAACUCUGGAGAUAUACUUUCCAUAUGGAAUUUCAGUCGGAAGAUCGCAUUCGAAGACAUACUCAGCGCAACAGAAAAUUUUGAUGAGAAAUACUGCAUUGGUGUUGGAGGUUACGGGUCUGUCUUCAGAGUUGAGCUGGAGGGCGGAAUUAUUUUUGCUGUCAAGCUCCUCCACUUAAUGGAAGAAUACAGCGAUGAGGGAACAUUUCACGCCGAGAUUGAAGUGCUGACGAAAAUCAGGCACCGAUGCAUAGUCAAACUGCAUGGGUUCUGUUCCCACUCCCAGUGCAAAUUCCUCGUGUAUGAUCUUAUCGAGAGGGGAAGCUUAUCAUCCAUUUUGCAUGAGCAAGAGCUAGCGAAGGAACUUGAUUGGUCCAAGAGAAUUGCUGUUGUGACAGAUGUAGGUCAAGCUCUGUCCUACUUGCACCAUGGCUGCGAUGAGCCAAUUGUGCACCGUGACAUUAAAAUCAGCAAUAUCUUACUAGACCUUGAUUUCAAAGCUUAUGUCUCAGACUUUGGCAUGGCGAGGAAGCUGAAGCAAGGCUGCUCAAGCUGGAGCACUAUCUUUGCAGGGACAUGUGGCUACAUAGCCCCAGAAUUAUCAUCCACUAUGGUGUUAACUGAGAAAUGCGACGUGUACAGCUUCGGCGUGGUUGCGUUGGAAGUUGUUAUGGGAAAGCACCCAGGUGAUCUGCUCCUCCCAUUCUUUUGCCAAACAGAGCAACCAGGAAAGCUCAAGGACGUCCUGGAUCAACGCAUUGCGGCACCGUUGACUGUUGACGAUGAAAAGGCUGUCAUUUUGGUUGCUCUGGUGGCCUUUGCUUGCCUGCAAGUCAGCCCAAAAGCCCGGCCGACAAUGCAGCAGGUAUAUCGAGUACUCUCAAGUCGAAGCCACCCAGCGCUGGUGCUAAGGCCCCUUCAUGAAAUCAGGCUGCAAGAUUUGCAUGAUUACUGUGGCGCCAUAAAGAGUAUCUGAACCUGUAUAUCUGCUCUCCAGGGUAGGCAUUUAUAUAUUUGGCCUCAAUUUUUUAAAUAUCUCAUUUCCAUAUUUGUGAGUACAGACUGAUGAACAAUAAGGAAAACAU